AUGUCCUCCUUACAGCAGCAGACUGCAUCCGCACCCACGCCCGCACCCGCACCCGCAUCCUCACCUGCACCCCAAAGCAUCGUCGACAAACCUACCUCCCCAGUUUCCACCCACGUACCCGCGACCCCGCCCGAGAAGCCAAAAGUGUUCGCCAAGCCAACACAAGAGUAUGCCGAAUACCAAGCAUGGGUUAACGCUGGGGGUCUCGACAAGUUUGCAAAGGAUAAUAGUCUAGAGCCAGACUUUUUGUCCCAUUUGUGCAGCCUCCCACCCGCGACAACGAGCGCGUAUAUUUUAGCAGUACACCAAAUCCCCGGCAUGUCAGAUGCCAUCGCAGCACACCAGCGGCUGUGGACCGGGUCUUCAUUCGAGCAGGGUCUGCAGGAUAUUGCUGCGGCAUACGGUGACUACGACAGCUCGUGCUCUGAGUCUGAGGAUGAGACGUCGAAGCAUGAAGAUUCCGAGCAAACAGGAUUAUGCGAGAAUCAGGGCGAGGGUCCGGAAUGCGCUCUAGUCUUGAUUGAUGCAUGA
Molecule: messenger RNA, 531 nt
Organism: Trematosphaeria pertusa
Lineage: Eukaryota; Fungi; Ascomycota; Dothideomycetes; Pleosporales; Trematosphaeriaceae
Exons: 1
Coding region: 1-531 (176 amino acids)
Source: RefSeq, a predicted model, not a curated record